Aphidius gifuensis is the source of this 2925-nucleotide messenger RNA. Its product is annotated as mesoderm induction early response protein 1. Gene Ontology annotation, biological process: negative regulation of transcription by RNA polymerase II. Gene Ontology annotation, molecular function: transcription corepressor activity; histone deacetylase binding. The record is from RefSeq and is a predicted model, not a curated record. Bases 349 to 2358 code for a protein of 669 amino acids. Lineage: Eukaryota; Metazoa; Arthropoda; Insecta; Hymenoptera; Braconidae. The transcript has 5 exons. Gene Ontology annotation, cellular component: nucleoplasm.
AAAAAAAAAAGAAUGAAUCGAUGGAAGAGCGUUCCCCGCGCAAUAAUCAUACCCACUGGGUUGCCAAAAUACAUAUUAUUAUUAAAAAAAUUUUAAAUUAAAGUGAAAUAAAAAUAAAUAAAUAAAACUAUUUGUUUUAAUAAUUUUAUAAUAAGUUUAUUGAUAUUUAAGUAAUCAUAUUUUUGAAUAUUUACUCCAAUUUGCUUUGUGGAUUUUUUUCUAUCUUUUGACGUUGUUGUGUAUAUAUAUAAUUUUUUUUUUAUCAAAACGCGGUGUAACAGAGUGUUGUGAUUGAGUUUAAAUAAUUGUCCUUAUGUCGUUGGACAGUUUUAAUUAAUAUUCAACAAUAUGCUCCAAGAAUCAAAAGCACCGAAAACAACAUCAACAACAAGUACAAUAGCAGCUGUAGUAACAACGACAACAGCAACAACAACAGCAUCAACAACAACAACAACAUCGACAACAACAACGACGACCAUCACCAAUGCCACUGGAGGAAUUGGUGGUGGAACAACAACACAAGGAGCUUCUGUAAGAACUCAUACACGACGAAUGACAGGAAAUGGGUGCUCAAGAAGAUCAGAUAGAACUUAUCAUAUGGGACCAACAUCUGAUUUAAUUGUCAAUGAUUUUGAUGAUGAAAGAACUCUCGAUGAAGAAGAAGCCAUGGAAGGAAGUGAAGAUUCUCAUAAUGAAUUAUCAAAUUUACAAAAGGAAGGAGACAUGCCACUUAAUGAAUUAUUAGCAAAAUAUGGCUACAGUAAUUCAGCUGAAAAUUCAAAUAGUUCAGAUCAAUUAUUGACACGUGAUGGUGAUGAUAAUCCAACAGAUAAUGUUGAAAAAAUAGAUAAUGAAGCUGAAGAUUAUGAGGAUGAAGAUGAGGAUGAAUUUGAUGAUGAUGAUUCACAACCAAGUUUACGUCAAUUUUAUUCUGAAAUGGUUAAAGAAAAAGAAGCCGAAAUAAGUGGUAAAUCAUUGUCAAUUAAUGAAAAUGAUAAAAAUGAUGGUGAUUUAAUUGAUAAAACAUCAAUUAAUAAUAUUGAUAAUAUUAAUAAUGGAAUUAAUCAAGAUAUUGUAGCUGAUGAUGAUAUGAAUUAUGAGGAUGAAGAUGAUGAUGAUGACAGUGAAGAUAGUGAAAGUAUUGGUGGUGUUUUAGGUUUAUCUGGUGUUCCUGUUGGUGUUCCUGUAGUUGAUAAUGUUGGUGUUACUAGUGUCAUUGGUGUUGAGAAUAUUGAUGGUGGUAAUGAUAAUGGUAAUGUUGGUGGUGGAGGAGGUGGAGGCGGUGGAGGUGGAUCAUCAAGAUUAUUACGUAGUGUAUCACGUCCACAAAGUGAAGAAGAAGAUGAUGAUUGUGAUUAUAGUCCAGAUGAUGAAGAAUGGAAAAAAACAAUAAUGGUUGGUAGUGAUUAUCAAGCAUCAAUACCAGAAGGUCUUUGUCGUUAUGAUGAUGCAUUACCAUAUGAAAAUGAAGAUAAAAUAUUAUGGAAUCCAAGUUUUAUGUCAGAAAAUAAAACUGAAGAAUUUUUAGAUAGAGCACAAUUACCUGGUAAUAAAAGUACAUCAUUACCUGGUGGUAAUCAUGUUAGAGAUGAUGAACAAGCACUUUAUCUUUUACUUCAAUGUGGUUAUAAUUUGGAAGAAGCAUUAAGACGUAGAAGAAUGAAUGUAUUACCACCAACUGAUGCAAUUAGUCUUUGGUCUGAAGAAGAAUGUCAUAAUUUUGAAUCUGGUUUAAGAAUUUAUGGCAAGGAUUUUCAUCUUAUUCAAAAAAAUAAGGUAAGAACGAGAUCAGUUGGUGAACUUGUACAAUUUUAUUAUUUAUGGAAAAAAACUGAAAGACAUGAUAUAUUUACUUAUAAAGCACGUAUGGAAAAAAAAAAAUAUGCUUUACAUCCUGGUAUCACAGAUUAUAUGGAUAGAUUUUUGGAGGAACAAGAGGGUGUACGUGAUCGUAGUAGUUCACCAAAUGUAAAUUAUUUAUUGCAUGGUGAUGCUAAAAGACAACGAGGGUUGUCAACAAAUAAUCAUGAGGGUAAAUCAUCAGUUGAAUCAUGGGAUACAACAACUGGUGAUCCUGUUAGUGAUAUUGGAACUGGUGAAUUACCACAAAAUAUGGUAACUACAAAUUCACCAACAUCAAUUUUACCUCCACCUCCUCCACCACCUCCACCACCACCAGCACCACCUCAGUCACUUUCUUCACAACCAACAACACCUAAUAAUGAAACACAAACUAAUCCACCAAUAUUUUUAAAUUCAACUGGACAAAAUUUAAUUUCAACAAAUCAUUCAAAUGAAAAUUCAAUAAAAGAAUCAUCAACGACUAUUGAUGCACCUCCAUCACAUCUACCCCCUUAGCAUUCCUAUUUUAUAAUUAAAAAAAAAUAUUUUAUUGAUACUAAGAUUGUUGGGCAGUCCAUUUGGACACACUACCUCCACAUUUAUUGCCAUUAUUCACAGAAUAAUUAAUAUUAAUUUCAUCACAAAUUAUAAAGAAAAAAAAAAAGUUUCAUUAAUCAUUGUUAAUAAUAAUGUUGUCCCCCAUGUCCUUGUCUCAAUCAUUAAAUUUUAUCCUGCAAUUUUUAAAUAUUGUUAACUAUAUAAUACUAAUUAAUGAUAAAAUAAUUUUUUUAAAUAAAAAACAUCAAGCUAAUUAUAAAAUCCAGACAUGAAUGAAUGAAAAAAUGUGUAAAAAAAAAAAAGAAAAAACAAAGUUUGGAAAAAAAACUAUGCUUUUUAGUACUUUGAAUUAUAUUUUUCUACUUUAUCGUAAAAUAUAUAUAUAUAUAUAAAUAUUAAAAUAAACAAAUAAAUAUUAUUAUCAUUAUAGAAUAAUAGAGAUUUUUUUUUGUAGCACGUUAAAUCGAGCUACACAUUGAAUAAUGUAAAAAAUAAAAUAAAAAAUGAUUUAAAAAAAUAAGAAAA